AUGUCUCUCAAGAAAGAUUCCCACCCCUCGUCCGCCGCCUUCGACGUCAUCAACCAGACGCUCCAGGCCAACGAGGCUGACCGCAAGGACGCCCUCGAAAAGGCCAAGGCCGUCGUCGCUUUCAACAUCAAGAAUUCCGACGGCAAAGAAGAGGCCUGGUACCUCGACCUGAAGGACAAGGGCGAGGUUGGACACGGGCUCGCUCCCAAGGGCGGCAAGGCUGACGUCACCCUCUCCCUUUCCGACGCCGAUUUCGCCCAGCUCGUUGCCGGCAAGGCCAAUGCCCAGCGUUUGUUCAUGGGCGGCAAGCUGAAGAUCAAGGGCAACAUCAUGAAGGCGACCAAGAUGGAGCCUAUCCUGAAGAAGGCCCAGGGCGGUGCCAAGCUGUAAAGAUUAGAUACCCGUUUGACAAAAUGUAUAAGAAUCUCCCGAAGGGUCGAUUCCAACUCUAUAAUUUCUGCGCCUAUGCGAAUAUACACGAGUGAAUGAUUUCUUGUAUGCGUGCCGAUAGAAG
Penicillium canescens is the source of this 514-nucleotide messenger RNA. Its product is annotated as SCP2 sterol-binding domain-containing protein. The record is from RefSeq and is a predicted model, not a curated record. Lineage: Eukaryota; Fungi; Ascomycota; Eurotiomycetes; Eurotiales; Aspergillaceae. Gene Ontology annotation, cellular component: cytosol. The coding region runs from base 1 to 390 and encodes 129 amino acids. The transcript has 3 exons.